UGAAGGCAACGAGCGCAUUUAUAAAAAUGGUAGACCUCAGCGAUUGAUCUCUGUGUAUGAAACAGAGAAAUAUAAACACAAAAAUGGAAGUUAUAAUCCAUGUCAAGUGUAAUUGACAAAUACGAACACUAAUACAAAAAAGCAGUUAAUAAAAAGCUUCUGAUUCCAUUAUUGGCGGGAAAAUUCCAACAGCAAUUAAAAAUUCAUCAGUGUUGUUGGAGCUAUGGCGGAAGUGACAUCAUCACAUGAACCGGCAACUUUCGGCACUCAAGCUGAUGCGUUGCUUAGAAAAAACUUGACUUAUCAGAAACGAAAUGUCAAGGCGAAUUGCCGGCUCAUAUUCUUUCCGUUUAUCUUCUGCAUCAUACUAGCCCUUACUCAAGAGUUGCUUGACAAAGAAUUGAACAAGGCUAGUAAUAAGUGUGGUUGUGUUGAUAUUGAUACGGAUGGGGAUGGAAGAUUGGAGAAAGUUUGUGGUUUGCAAUACUCGACACUUGAUCAAGUAGCCACUUGUGCUAUUCCGAGCCCUCCGCAGUGGCCUCCUCUGUUACAAGUUCCAGCUCCUGAAUACCGUGCAGUCAGAUCCGAUGUUUUUCCAUCUGCAGACUUGCCAAAUGAUUCAUGCAGGCGUACAGGGUCAUGCCCUGCAAUUAUACUCGUCACUGGGAAUAAUCAAUCACUUGGAGAAGCUUUGGCUGUGAAUAUGUUUCCAAGCUCCUUUAAUCUAAAUUCUUCCAGUGCUAUGGACAAUGUAGUGCUGGGUUCAGAUUCAGAACCAGAAAAUAAUAAUUUUCUUGAUUCAGCUUUCCUUGAGAAUUCUCCUAUUUAUAAUGUUCAGCGUCAAUGCACACCAAACUCCACGUUCUCUGUUUCUGUGCAGUCAGUCAUUGAAUUUCAAAAAGAGGUAGCAUGCGUUCAAGGUGUAAACUUGUGGCGCAAUAGUUCUUCUGAGGUGAAUGAAGAACUAUACAAAGGAUAUCGUAGAGGGAACUCAGAAGAGAAGAUCAAUGAGAUACUUGCAGCCUAUGAUUUGUUAAACUCGGACAGGAUAAAAUUUAAUGUGAGUGUAUGGUAUAAUUCAACCUACAAGGAAAAUGAUUUUGGUGGCAUAUUCAACAUUAUACGGGUUCCAAGAGCAGUGAAUUUGGUGUCAAAUGCCUAUCUACAGUUUUUCCAAGGGACUGGUACAAAAAUGUUAUUUGAGUUUGUCAAAGAAAUGCCUAAAGCUGCCAGCAAGAUUAAUGUGGAUCUUGCAUCUCUUCUUGGAACUCUCUUUUUCACAUGGGUUGUUCUACAACUGUUCCCUGUGGUGCUGACAUCAUUGGUAUAUGAGAAACAGCAAAAGCUGAGAAUCAUGAUGAAAAUGCAUGGACUUGGCGAUGGACCUUACUGGAUUAUUUCUUAUGCAUAUUUUCUUUCCAUAUCUUUGAUGUACAUGCUGGUUUUUGUGAUUUUUGGCUCACUACUAGGGUUGAAAUUCUUCACGCUGAAUGACUACUCUAUACAAUUUGUCUUUUAUUUCCUAUACAUAAACCUGCAAAUUUCUGUCGCCUUUCUUGUUGCUGCUUUGUUUUCAAAUGUCAAGACUGCUACAGUUGUGUCAUACAUAUGUAUAUUUGGAACUGGGCUCUUGGGCGGAUUUCUUUUCGAAAAUUUUGUUGAAGAUUCAUCAUUCCCAAGAGGCUGGAUAGUUGUAUUGGAGUUGUAUCCUGGUUUCUCUCUAUAUCGCGGGUUAUAUGAGUUCUCAGAGUAUGCUUUCUCAGGGAAUGCAAUGGGGAAAGAUGGGAUGCGGUGGGGAGAUCUGAGUGAUAGCAAAAAUGGAAUGAAAGAGGUCAUCAUUAUCAUGUUUCUUGAGUGGUUACUGGGAAUUUUUGUUGCAUAUUAUGUAGAUCAGGUUUCAUCAUCUGGAAGUGGAAAAAGUCCUCUAUUUUUCUUGCAAAGCUUUCGGAAGAAACACACAACAUCCUUUAGAAGGCCAAGUUUGAAAAGGCAGGGAUCUAAAGUUUUGGCUGAUAUAGAUAAACCUGACGUCAUUCAGGAGAGGGAGAGGGUUGAACAGCUACUGCUUGAGCCCAGCACAACUCAUGCUAUAGUCUGUGACAACCUAAGAAAGGUGUACCCAGGAAGGGAUGGAAACCCUGAGAAACUAGCAGUAAGAGGAUUGUCUCUUGCUUUGCCUCCAGGAGAGUGCUUUGGUAUGCUUGGUCCUAAUGGUGCAGGGAAGACCUCUUUUAUCAGUAUGAUGAUUGGCCUCACAAAGCCAACCUCUGGAGCAGCAUAUGUUCAGGGUUUGGACAUAGGGACUCAUAUGAAUUGGAUAUAUACUAGUAUGGGUGUAUGCCCUCAACACGACCUGCUAUGGGAGACUUUAACAGGAAGGGAGCACUUACUAUUUUAUGGAAGACUUAAGAACUUAAAAGGCACUGCCUUGACUCAAGCUGUGGAAGAAUCUCUCAGGAGUGUCAACCUGUUUAAUGGUGGGGUUGCAGAUAAACAUGCUGGGAAAUAUAGCGGAGGUAUGAAGAGGAGGCUUAGUGUUGCAAUAUCUUUGAUUGGGGAUCCCAAGGUUGUUUAUAUGGACGAACCCAGUACUGGACUAGAUCCUGCUUCAAGAAGCAAUUUGUGGAACGUAGUGAAGCGUGCAAAACAAGACCGUGCAAUCAUUCUCACAACACAUUCAAUGGAAGAAGCAGAUGCCUUGUGUGAUCGAUUAGGAGUUUUUGUUGAUGGCAGCUUGCAGUGCAUAGGAAAUCCAAAGGAGCUGAAGGCUAGAUAUGGAGGCUCUUACGUGUUCACAAUGACAACAUCUUCGGAUUACGAGCAAGAGGUGGUAAACAUGGUGCAAAAACUCUCCCCUAAUGCUGAAAGGAUAUAUCACACUUCAGGAACCCAGAAAUUUGAAAUGCCAAAACACGAGGUCAAAAUUGCAGAUGUAUUCCAUGCAGUUGAGACGGCAAAAAGCAGAUUCUCAGUUUUCGCUUGGGGUCUAUCCGAUACCACCUUGGAAGAUGUUUUCAUUAAGGUGGCCAAUACCGCCCAGCCAUUUUCACUACUUACAUGAAUCUUGGUAACAGCAAUCUUGGAAUCCAGCUUUUUAUCUUGAGGUAGGCAUGCAGUUGACCAUUUUCGCCUAGUAGCAGCUGCAUUAAUUACUGUAAAUUCCGAUUUGUAUGUAUCCAUAAACUUUAAUGUAUAUAUUUAAUGUAAUAAUUUAAAUUUUGAUUGGUCUGCUCA
Mercurialis annua (annual mercury) is the source of this 3234-nucleotide messenger RNA. RefSeq names its product ABC transporter A family member 7-like. The coding region runs from base 224 to 3061 and encodes 945 amino acids. Gene Ontology annotation, molecular function: ABC-type transporter activity; ATP hydrolysis activity; lipid carrier activity. The record is from RefSeq and is a predicted model, not a curated record. Gene Ontology annotation, biological process: lipid transport; transmembrane transport. The transcript has 18 exons. Gene Ontology annotation, cellular component: membrane; intracellular membrane-bounded organelle. Lineage: Eukaryota; Viridiplantae; Streptophyta; Magnoliopsida; Malpighiales; Euphorbiaceae.